AUGGCCUCGCUGGCCUCCCUCUUCCCGCGUCGCACCGCCGUCCUCUUUGGCGUGCCCGGCCUCGGCGUCCCGAGCGACUGCGCCCGGCUCGCCCGGCGGACGGCGGCGCGCUGCGACGCCCUCGCCGCCGCGGUCAUCUCGGCUCACCGCUCGGGCGGGCCCGCGGCGCCACGGCGCAUCGUGCGUGGCCUCGACGCCCUCUCGAGCACCGUCUGCGGGCUGGUCGACCCGCUCGAGCUGGCGCGCUCCGCCCACCCGGAGGAGGAGAUGGUGCGGGCCGCCGACGCGGCCCAUGGCGAGCUGUGCGAGACGCUCCACCGACUCAACACCUCGGCGGAGCUGCACGCGGCUGCUGCCGCAGCGGCACGCCCCGCUGUGCGAGGCCGAGGCGAGGCUGGCUCGGGCCUUCGUCUCCGAGUUUGA
This is a messenger RNA of Emiliania huxleyi CCMP1516, 423 nucleotides long. RefSeq lists its product as hypothetical. NCBI's taxonomy places the organism in Eukaryota, Haptophyta, Isochrysidales, Noelaerhabdaceae. The record is from RefSeq and is a predicted model, not a curated record. The transcript has 2 exons. Bases 1 to 423 code for a protein of 140 amino acids.